Molecule: messenger RNA, 1038 nt
Organism: Helobdella robusta
Lineage: Eukaryota; Metazoa; Annelida; Clitellata; Rhynchobdellida; Glossiphoniidae
Exons: 9
Coding region: 1-1038 (345 amino acids)
Molecular function (GO): methyltransferase activity
Source: RefSeq, a predicted model, not a curated record
AUGGUUUUGAAAGUUUUAGAACUUUAUAGCGGAAUUGGAGGAAUGCAUUUUGCGCUAAAUGAGUCAGGCAUAAAGCAUGAAGUGGUGGCAGCUAUCGACAUCAACCCAGUAUGUAAUGCAGUUUAUAGACACAAUUUUCCUAAUACAAAACUCAUUGAAAAAUGUUUAACAUCGAUUUUCUUAAAAGACUUCAACAAAAUGUCAGCUGAUAUGAUCCUCAUGAGCCCUCCUUGUCAGCCAUUCACAACAAUUGGCAAGCAGAAAGAUGUCCAUGAUGAAAGAACAAAAUCAUUUCAGUACUUUCUCUCUAUCCUGCCUAAAUUUUCUAAACUGCCUGGAUACAUACUGAUGGAGAAUGUUAAAGGGAUUGAAAGUUCCAUAAUGAGAGGUGAAUUUUUGAAAGUUCUCAGCCAAUUAAAUUAUGAUUACCAGGAAUUUAUUCUAGAUCCAACACAGUUUGGCAUUCCUAACUCAAGAAGACGUUAUUAUUUACUAGCUAAAUUACAAAAUGUUAAUUCUAGCCUCCAAACGAGGCCAGAUAUUACGUAUAGUUUACUUAGGCAGAAUGACAACUCUACAACAAAUAUUUCUCAAACUGACGACAAAAGUGUGUUGAGACCGUUGCGAGACUUUCUUGAAAAACAACUGCCGGAGUAUUUUGAAAAAUUCCGUCUGCCCAAGAAGCUCUAUAAGAAGUAUUGGUUAAUGGAUUUGGUGUCAGAAAACUCAAAAUCAUGUUGUUGUUUCACCAAAGGGUAUGGACGUUAUGUUGAGAAGGCUGGGUCCAUUUUUCAAACUUCUCCAUCUGAAGUUGAUUUGUUUCCUUAUAAGAAUCAUGAAAGUGACGAGCAGUUUGUUGCUGAGGUAGAUAAGUUGGGUCUCAGGUUUUUCACGCCUAGGGAAAUUGCAAAUUUCCUGUGCUUUCCAUCUACAUUUGAAUUUCCAGCCAACUUGAAUAUACAGCAGCAGUAUCGGGUCCUUGGAAACAGUUUAAAUGUACAUGUCGUUUCAAUGUUAUUGAAAUUGUUGUGCAGUUGA